Messenger RNA from Aegilops tauschii subsp. strangulata, 672 nucleotides. Lineage: Eukaryota; Viridiplantae; Streptophyta; Magnoliopsida; Poales; Poaceae. The record is from RefSeq and is a predicted model, not a curated record.
AUGAGCCGGCUCGGCGAAGAACUCGUGGAUGUUGACGCGCGCCUUGAAGCUGACGGUCUCCGGCUGGUGGAGGAGUGGCAUCGACUGAAGGUGGCUAUCAACUUCGGGUGCCUUCAGUGUGAGCACGCAAAUGCUGAGGCCGAGGCAUCCCUGGCAACCUCACGCGAGGCCAGCGCCCGAGCCUUGGAGGAGGCCAGGGAGGCAGACGACUGCCACGCUGUUGCCGAGGAGCGCAGGCGGGAGCUCCAGGCCUUGAACGCCUCCUUGGAGCAGCAGGUGGAGGCGUGCAGAGCCGCCUUGGCGUCGAUGAAGGGUGCACCGUCCGACGAGGAGGAGAUUUCGAGACGCGAGGAAGCACUGUUGCUGGAGGCCACAAAGCGCAGCCUUGAGCUCGAGCGGCUGGAGAUGACGGAGCGUCAGGUCGCCCAAGCAGAGGAUGCUGUUGGUGUGCGCGAGGCCAAGGCCCAGGAGGAGGUUGACCGCCGGGUGGCCGAGGCUCGCGCAGAUCUUGUUGGCAGCGCAGCUGAGCUGGCCUCCGCCCGUGCCGAGCUGCUUUCUCUUCAGCAGCGGGUCGCCAGCGUCGAGUCCUUCGCGCAGCAGAGCAUGGAGGAAGCGCUCCGACGGCAGACGCUGGAGCGCGUGCACGCCGCCAUGCUCAAGGCCUCAGGAUGA